CUUGUCCGGUUUAGUUUCACUUUCUAGUUACUUGACUUUACGGGAAGACAGAUCCGUCCCAGACUCGUGAGAUCGGGCUCUGAUUUCAUGAAGCCUGCAGUAAAUCAACAGAGCAGCUGUAUUUCUGUCAGAGGUUUCUUAACAUUAAGUAAAAUAAAGCGAAAAUGGAGAGGUGUUGCUGUGGAUUGAUUACGCCUGAGAAGCAAGCAGUGCCUCUGCAGAGUGUGGAUGUUCAGGUGGAUGUGAAGGACCAUGUCGCCACAGUGGUGUCAACGCUGCUCUACAAAAACAAAGAGGAGAAACCCAUCGAGGCGGUGUUUGUUUUUCCCAUGCCCAGUGAAGCAGCCGUCUGCCAUUUCAGUGCUAAAGUUGGAGAGACUCUUAUCGUGGCUGAGGUGAAAGAGAAGAAACAGGCUCAUGAGGAGUAUGAUGAUGCACUGAGCUCCGGUCAACAGGCCUUUCUAUUGCAAGAGAGCAACCAGAGUCCAGAUAUAUUCUCUAUGAGUGUUGGCAGUCUGCCCCCUGGAGAGAGCGCCUCCAUCAGGCUGGAGUAUGUCACUGAGCUGGAUGUGCAGGCCGAUGAAGCUCUGAGAUUUUGUCUUCCUGCUGUCCUCAACCCUCGAUACCAACCUGCAGGAACAGAAAGCAGCAGUGUGAAAGUGACAUCAGUCCCGUCUUCUCUGGUGCCCUAUGAUCUGACCUUCUCGGCCCGAGUCGAGUCACCCCGGUCAGUCUCCAAUAUAGAAUCCAGCUGCACCAUGGACCCGGUGGAGUAUCUCAACCAAGAUCAAACUAAGGCAUCGGUGAAACUGGCAGCAGGACACAAGUUUGACCGAGACGUGGAGCUGCUCAUUUAUUACAAAGACAGUCACCAGCCCUCAGCUGUGGUGGAGGCAGGACAGGCCUCAGCCAAACCUGGCUCUCUGAUGGGAGACCCAGCCCUGAUGCUGAGUCUGUACCCGGAGUUCCCCAAAGACAUUUUGUCAUCUGUGUCUUCCUCUGGAGAGUUUGUGUUUCUAUUGGAUCGAUCUGGAAGUAUGGGCUGCUCUAUGGGCCACAGAGGAGAGUCAGGGAGUCGGAUUGCCAGUGCACGGGACACUCUGCUGCUGCUGCUCAAGAGCUUACCCAUGGGCUGCUACUUUAACAUCUACAGUUUUGGAUCCACUUUUGAACAAAUCUUUCCGGAGAGUGUGGAGUACAGCCAAAAGACAAUGGAGGAGGCUCUGAAAAAGGUGGAAAAGAUGGAGGCUAACCUGGGAGGAACUGAGAUUCUGGCUCCUCUAAAACGCAUUUACAGUCAGGGCUGCAUCCCCAACCAGCCCAGACAGCUGUUUGUCUUCACUGAUGGAGAAGUAGAAAACACCAAAGAAGUCAUCAACCUGGUCAAGUCUAAUGCAGGCUCUCACAGGUGUUUUUCUUUUGGGAUUGGAGAAGGAGCCAGUUCUGCUCUUAUCAAGGGUUUGGCCAAAGAAGGAGGAGGACACGCCCAGUUCAUCACUGGAAAUGACAGGAUGCAACCCAAAGUGAUCCAGUCUUUGCGCUUCGCCAUGCAGCCAGCAGUGGUGGACAUCUCUGUGAAAUGGGACCUGCCCAAAGGGGUGUCUGCCUCUGUGCUGUCCCCACCUCUCACAUCCAUUUUUCAGGGACAACGGUCACUGCUGUACGCCCAACUCACUGGACAGAGCAAAGAGGGAGCAGAGGGCUGUGUGACUGUCAAGUACAGCCUGGCAGGACGUCCCACCGAGAACAAGCUCAACUUCAGCCUCAAACCAGCGGAGGACACAGGACUCACAGUGCACAGGCUGGCAGCACGCUCUCUCAUUCGAUCUCUGGAGCAAGAGGGCGCUAGAGGACAGAAAGACGCUGUGAAGAAGAAAAUCAUUGAUCUGAGCAUCCAAUCAGGAGUCAGCAGCUCCUUCACUGCCUUCAUCGCUGUGAACAAAACCAGCGGAGAAGCCAUUCAAGGCCCUCUGCUGAGAAGAGAUGUCCCUUUACCAAGGAUGCCCGUCUUCCAAACGUCUUAUCGUCGUCUCAUGCCGCCAGAUAGGGCUUGUGCCAGUAAGAGCAGCCGGUCCUCUCUCCAAAAGAGGGCUUUAAAUACGUGUGAUGAUGUGGAGAUGAAUGAGGAUGAGUCUUCAGAUGAUGAUCUUGGGUUUGACUUGCCUCCCUCACCCAAAGUGCAGCGGGACCCUCUGCUGCAGGUGGUGUCCCUGCAGAAGGCUUCAGGCUGCUGGGAGUUAGAACCAGCUCUGGCCCAAGCCCUGAGCAAGACCAGCCAAGACCUGGAGAGCAAACUGCCUGCAAUGGCAAAGAAAGAAGUGUGGGCCACCAUUUUGGCUCUGGUCUGGCUUCAUGGUCUGAAAGCUGAUGCUAAGGACGAGUGGGAGCUGUUGGUCAUGAAGGCUGUGAUGUGGCUGCGCUCACAGAACGCUCAAGGCCUGACUGAGUGUGUGGAAGCCGCCAAUGCUCUUCUGGGGUGCACUGUUCAGAAAGAUGCCCUGGGACUCUAGAUCUAUUUUGUUUAUUAAACUGCUCAUUUAAAGGAAAAUGCAAAAUGGAGGUGUUCCGCAAAUGUGCCUUAAAUAAAGUACAAUGUGCCAUUACAUCAUUAAUACAAGUGUUAGCCAUGUUCCUUCUAUGUUCCCAUGUUAUGAUAGGGUAUUUUUUUCUUUGCACAUGUUUCUUCUGUACGCUCCAAUAAAUGAAUUAAUAAA
Boleophthalmus pectinirostris (great blue-spotted mudskipper) is the source of this 2714-nucleotide messenger RNA. Its product is annotated as von Willebrand factor A domain-containing protein 5A-like. NCBI's taxonomy places the organism in Eukaryota, Metazoa, Chordata, Actinopteri, Gobiiformes, Gobiidae. Bases 165 to 2510 code for a protein of 781 amino acids. The record is from RefSeq and is a predicted model, not a curated record. The transcript is spliced from 19 exons.